Molecule: messenger RNA, 345 nt
Organism: Pocillopora damicornis (cauliflower coral)
Lineage: Eukaryota; Metazoa; Cnidaria; Anthozoa; Scleractinia; Pocilloporidae
Product: crooked neck-like protein 1
Biological process (GO): mRNA splicing, via spliceosome; spliceosomal complex assembly
Cellular component (GO): U2-type catalytic step 2 spliceosome; Prp19 complex; post-mRNA release spliceosomal complex
Molecular function (GO): protein binding
Source: RefSeq, a predicted model, not a curated record
UGGAAAGCUUACAUAGAUUUUGAGAUAAACUUGGAAGAGUACGACAAAACACGAGAUCUGUAUGAGAGGCUACUAAAACGAACGCAACACGUCAAGGUUUGGAUUAGUUUUGCACAGUUCGAGGCCUCUACAGCAACCGAUGAAAGCAUCAUACAAGCAAGAACUGUUUACGAACGCGCCAGCAAAUCUCUCAGAAACGCAGAGGGGAAAGAAGAACGAGUGAUGGUACUGGAAGCCUGGAAAGAGUUCGAGGACGAAUAUGGAGACGAAAGCUCACAAGAAAAAAUCAAGAAAAAGAUGCCUCGCCGAGUAAAGAAGAGGAGAAAAGUACAAACGGACGACGGA